Glycine soja is the source of this 939-nucleotide messenger RNA. RefSeq lists its product as uncharacterized. The coding region runs from base 251 to 796 and encodes 181 amino acids. The record is from RefSeq and is a predicted model, not a curated record. The transcript has 3 exons. Lineage: Eukaryota; Viridiplantae; Streptophyta; Magnoliopsida; Fabales; Fabaceae.
UUGACAAUAUUUCGAAAACGGUUUUGAAGAAACCGUCUUUGAAUGAUACAAAACAAAAACGGUUUUGGAAGAUUUUGGAAAGACCGUCUUUUCUGUGUAAUUUAAAAUUCACACGCGUGACUCCUCAGUUCGCUCCCCCCCCUCUUUCCAAUCUCUCUCAUAUUCCCAAUGUAUUUUCUCCUUCCCUAGGCUUUGGAGAAGACGUACACGUCCACAUUUGUGAAACAACUUCUUCAUAUUCACCUUGGUUAUGCAGUUCAUACAGAGUCGCGUGGAGCCGUGGAUGAAGGACCAGCGGGCGCAGCUGCCAAGGCUGAAGAAGAAGGUGUCGGAUGAAGUGGCCGUGGGCGUCGCACCGCGAGCACAAGAAGCGGAUCCAAGAAGAGUACCAGUGCCUUCGGAACCUCUGCCUCGCCCUCAAGGCGGAAUCCUUCUGCGAUUUGCAGGACCUUCUCUACUUUAUGGUGCUCUCCAAGUGCCUGUACAAGAUGAUGCUGGCUCAAUAGACAUAAAUGGAACACUUUUCUUCCUCCAACAAGCCCAUUGGCACUGGCCUGCCGAACAUACCAUCAAUUGCCGGAGGUUAAUUUCCCCUAAGGAAUCCUGUGAAUCAAGCACUGGCAUCGAUGCAUCGUUGUCGGAUUUCAAGGCCAUUAUUCAAUUUCAUUUAUUCCAUUUCCCGCCAAAGCGAAGCAAGAGUAACCUUUCUCAAACUAAGAAUUCAGCAUUUGUUAUUAAUAAAAAUAAAAUAUGUGGAGUUUUUCUUUUUUUUGAGAUAAAAUAUGUGGAGUUAUAAACUCAUAAUUCAAAAUUAUCUGUUUGCAUCAAUAAAUCAAUAGCUUGACACGUGACAUUGCACAAAAUUAUUGAGGUAAAAAAUAAAAAGAAAUAUUUAUCAUGUUAAUAUUGAUUAUUGAUGAUAGUAUGAAAAUACAUCAU